AUGGUGGAAUCGGCAACAAAUCACGGUCCCGACUGCGGGUCUGUGUGCAACGAGUCCGCAGCUCUGGAGGGACAGGGGCCACCGGUGUUGGUCGAUGCCUGGCUGGUCCCCACUUUCUUCGCCCUCAUCAUGCUGGUCGGCCUGGUCGGGAACUCGCUGGUCAUCCAUGUCAUCACCAAACACCAGCAGAUGAAGACCGUCACCAACUUUUACAUAGUAAACCUGGCCACGACCGAUAUCUUGUUUCUGGUCUGCUGCGUGCCCUUCACUGCCACACUGUACCCGCUGCCCAGCUGGGUCUUUGGAGAGUUUAUGUGCCGAUUGGUGAGCUACCUUCAGCAGGUGACUGCUCAGGCAACAUGUAUCACUCUGUCGGCGAUGAGCGUGGACCGCUGCUACGUGACUGUCUACCCUCUGCAGUCACUGCGGCACCGCACUCCCCGCAUGGCUCUGGCCAUCUCUGUGUCUAUCUGGAUAGGCUCCUUGUUGCUGUCGACCCCCGUAGCCGUGUACCAGCGUCUGGAGGCAGGAUACUGGUUUGGUCCUCAGACGUACUGCAGCGAGGUCUUCCCCUCGGCUCGCCUCCAGAAGGCCUUCAUCAUCUACAGCUUCUUGGCCGUCUACUUGCUGCCCCUGCUCACCAUCACCGCCUGUUACGCCUUCAUGCUCAAGCGCAUGGGCCAACCCAGCGUGAAUCCCGUCGACAGUAGCUACCAAUUUCAGGCCCAGGCCAGGCGAGCAGCAGCAGUGCGGGCGCGAGUCUCCCUGAUGGUGGUGGUGAUGGUGGCCCUGUUUCUCAUCUGCUGGGGCCCCAUCCAGGUCUGCAUCCUCCUGCAAGCUUUUGGCCUCCGCAGUUACGUUCUAUACAAGCUGAAGAUCUGGGGUCACUGCAUGUCUUACUCCAACUCCUCUGUCAACCCCCUGGUUUACGCCUUCAUGGGCAACAACUUCAGGAAGGCCUUCAAGCAAGCAUUCCCCGCCAUAUUUCUGUGGCGUACCAGGAGGAGAGUCCGGGUGGGAAACAUCGAGACAGAGGAAGGGGGAGAAAUGGAUCGCCAGGCACCCAAACGAGGAGCAGAGAUGCACUUUCUUUCAUCUGCGUCCUAA
Molecule: messenger RNA, 1107 nt
Organism: Xiphias gladius (swordfish)
Lineage: Eukaryota; Metazoa; Chordata; Actinopteri; Istiophoriformes; Xiphiidae
Gene: kiss1rb
Product: KISS1 receptor b
Exons: 6
Coding region: 1-1107 (368 amino acids)
Biological process (GO): neuropeptide signaling pathway
Cellular component (GO): membrane
Molecular function (GO): G protein-coupled peptide receptor activity
Source: RefSeq, a predicted model, not a curated record